AAAUACUUCCUGGUCAACAAAGGCACUCUGUUUACAUUUUAUUGAUGCUAAACUACAUUUGAUUUCGAGGCGUCGGCAUCUAUGCUUUUCUACAGCCUAUUUCUUCUACACUUCCAAUUAACAAUCCUGUAAGCGUUUUCUCUAGUAAUGGCAAAUUCCGUUGCUUUUCACACUCAGCUAGCCUCCAUCAUGGAGGUUUUGGCUAACGCGGCCGUGGCUGAAAUCUGCGAGCUUGUUGACAAUGGCUAUGCCGUGCUGCAUGUGGAGAUAUCUCGAGGCCAGAAGGAGAAUGAAACUUUGAGGAGAAAACUACGGCUGAUGGAGAUGAAAGUGUCUAGUGCGAGAGAGGGAAUGGGAAACUCCGUCCUUCCGCACAGUCGCUUUCGAGCUCACCUUGGCAUGGAAUCCAAAAGGACAUCAAACAGCGAGGUACGAUGUCGGGGAGCAAUUGAUUCCAAGUUGGUAACCAGCAUGUUUAGGCACAGAGAGUCCUCGGGUGACACUGGACAAACGACAACACCGAGAAAGACUGCAGGGUUGGAAGAGAGAAACCCCAAAUCCCCUACCAUCAAAGAGGAGAUGUGGGAAGAAUCCUGGGAGAAUCAUGACCAAUGGGGGAGACUGAGUGGUGGAGCUUUACAUCACAGUGCUGAUGGAGGAGAAAGGCAAUCCAACGUGGACACAGAGGCUGCUCAACCAAUCAGCAAACAGGAGAACGCCAGCUCUUGUUUAUGGGUGAGUGGUGAAACGGACAACAACCUCCUGCCAGGAUCAAAUAACCUGAGUGUGAACAAAAGAUCUCGAAACCCAGGACUGGAAAAUGGUGAUGGAAUACUUAAAAGUGUGGGCUUUGAUUGUAUGAUGUUUGAGCCCCACAGACAACUUGGGACCCUUCGCACACAGGGUUCUGGGGCUGAUCUUCCCGAGUGCUCUUACUCUCAUGUGGAUGUUGUCCCCACUCAAUCGGAGUCAGAGAAUGGAUUCCCCUAUGACAUGAGCAAAGUGAUUCCCUCCAUAACUGAGCACAAAAAACCUGUUGCUUACCAGGACGGUAGACAGAGGGCGCCGUUGCCCUCAGAGCCUCACAGGACUGUAGGAAAAGGCAUGGAAACAGGAUCCAAUGGUUUGGUCUCCCAUGACAGUCAUAACAAUGAUGGGAGUAACAAUGGCGACGUCUCAGCAGGUAAGCUGUUAACUUGUAGUUUCUGCGGUAAGACUUUGACUUGUCUGAAGAAUCUCAAGACACACCUGAGGGUUCACACCGGGGAGAAGCCGUUCAGCUGCGCGCAGUGCGGGAAGCGCUUCUCCGACUCCAGCAACCUCAAGCGACACCAGAGCGUUCACACGGGGGAGAGACGCUACGGCUGCAGCCACUGCGGCAAGCGCUUCGCACAGUCGGGCUCACUCAAAGUCCACAUGAGCGUACACACGGGAUGUAAGCAGUUCAGAUGUAUGCACUGUGGGAAGACUUUCAUAUCGGCCAAUCACCUCUAUAGACACAUCAGUGUUCACGAUGGAUAAAUACUUUUACCAACAACUUUUCAAUGGGUGAGAGCAUGCCUAAACGUGCUUCAGCCAAGCUUGAACAGAAAAGGGACUCGGGAGGUUGGAAUUUAUUGGGAUGACUCAUGUACUGGAGGCAGCUCUGCAGGGUAGUCAACCACAGUCAUAAAAUCAGCUCUUUAAACCAAACAACUUAAGACCAAAAAGCUAAAAAAAAAAAAAACAUUUGUACAAUAUACGGUGCAUUUGGAAAGUCUUCAGACCCCUAGACCUUUUCCACAUUGUUACAUUAGCCUUAUUCUGAAUUCGAUUAAAUUGCCCCCCCCCUCCCCUCAAGCUACACACACUACCCAAUAAUGACAAAGCAUAAACAGGUUUAGACAUUUUUGCAAGAUGUAGAAACAUCAAGGGGGAUCAGUGGAGACAUGAU
Molecule: messenger RNA, 1933 nt
Organism: Oncorhynchus gorbuscha (pink salmon)
Lineage: Eukaryota; Metazoa; Chordata; Actinopteri; Salmoniformes; Salmonidae
Product: zinc finger protein 665-like
Exons: 4
Coding region: 148-1521 (457 amino acids)
Biological process (GO): regulation of transcription by RNA polymerase II
Molecular function (GO): RNA polymerase II cis-regulatory region sequence-specific DNA binding; DNA-binding transcription factor activity
Source: RefSeq, a predicted model, not a curated record